UUAAGUGAUUUAUUAGAUAACCGAAAAAAUAGGAUCUUAAAUACUAUUCAGAAUUCAGAAGAACUGCGUGGGAGGUCUAUUGAAAAACUAGAAAAAGCCCAAGCUCAUUUAUCUAAAGUAGAAAGGCAAGCCGAGGAGUUUCGACUGAAUGGAUACUCUGAAAUAAAACGAGAAAAUUUGAAUUUGCUUAAUUCAACUUCUAAUAUUUUAGAACAAUUUGAAAAUGAUAAAAAUGAAACUAUUCUAUUUGAACAGGAAAGAGCUAUUCAUCAAGUAAAACAACAGGUUUUCCAACAAGCCUUACAAAGAGCUCUAGAAACUCUGACUUGUUGUUUGAACACCGAGUUGCAUUUACGUACUAUUAGUACCAAUAUCCGCAUGUUGAGCACACUUCAAGAAAUAAAAGAUUAGUCUUUAAUUUUCUAGCGGAUGGUAUUAUUUUUUUUUAUAAGAAUAAUUUAAGAACGAAUCAUGGGAACGAUCCAAGCCGAUGAAAUUAGGAAUAUUAUUCGUGAGCGUAUUGAAAAAUAUAAUAGAGAGAUAAAGAUUGUCAAUACUGGUACCGUCCUUCAAGUAGGCGAUGGCAUUAUUCGUAUUCAUGGUCUUGGUGAAGUAAUGGCAGGGGAAUUAGUAGAAUUUGAAGAGGGUACAAUUGGCAUUGCUCUCAAUUUGGAAUCCACCAAUGUUGGUGUUGUAUUAA
This is a messenger RNA of Cuscuta europaea, 700 nucleotides long. Lineage: Eukaryota; Viridiplantae; Streptophyta; Magnoliopsida; Solanales; Convolvulaceae. The record is from the annotation of a GenBank genome assembly.